This is a messenger RNA of Panthera uncia (snow leopard), 2191 nucleotides long. RefSeq names its product protein kinase cAMP-dependent type II regulatory subunit beta (gene PRKAR2B). Bases 143 to 1399 code for a protein of 418 amino acids. The record is from RefSeq and is a predicted model, not a curated record. Lineage: Eukaryota; Metazoa; Chordata; Mammalia; Carnivora; Felidae. The transcript has 11 exons. Gene Ontology annotation, cellular component: cAMP-dependent protein kinase complex. Gene Ontology annotation, molecular function: cAMP-dependent protein kinase regulator activity. Gene Ontology annotation, biological process: regulation of protein phosphorylation.
GGCCGCCGGGGCCCAGAGCGCCGCGCUCGCAGCGGGUAGCGCCGCUAGUGCCGUCCGCGCUCUUUCGGCGGCCGCGGGGCCGCAGGCUGGUCCGGGGAGGCGGCGAGGGCGGCGCCCAGGCGCCCGCCGCCCGGCAGGCAGGAUGAGCAUCGAGAUCCCCGCGGGACUGACGGAGCUGCUGCAAGGCUUCACGGUGGAGGUGCUGAGGCACCAGCCCGCGGACCUGCUGGAGUUCGCGCUGCAGCACUUCACGCGCCUGCAGCAGGAGAACGAGCGCAAAGGCGCCGCGCGCUUCGGCCAUGAGGGCAGGACCUGGGGGGACACGGGCGCCGCCGCCGGGGGCGGUACCCCCAGCAAGGGGGUCAACUUCGCAGAGGAGCCCAUGCACACCGACUCCGAGAACGGGGAGGAGGAGGAGGAGGAGGCCGCGGACGCCGGGGCGUUCAACGCUCCGGUAAUAAACCGAUUCACAAGGCGCGCGUCAGUAUGUGCCGAAGCUUAUAAUCCUGAUGAAGAAGAAGAUGAUGCAGAGUCCAGGAUUAUACAUCCCAAAACUGAUGAUCAAAGGAAUCGAUUGCAAGAGGCUUGCAAAGACAUUCUGCUAUUUAAGAACCUGGAUCCGGAGCAGAUGUCUCAAGUGUUAGAUGCCAUGUUUGAAAAAUUGGUCAAAGAAGGGGAACAUGUAAUUGAUCAAGGCGAUGAUGGUGACAACUUCUACGUGAUCGAUCGAGGAACGUUUGAUAUUUAUGUGAAAUGCGAUGGUGUCGGAAGGUGCGUUGGUAACUACGACAAUCGUGGGAGUUUCGGUGAACUGGCCUUAAUGUACAAUACGCCCAGAGCAGCUACGAUCACUGCUACCUCUCCGGGUGCUCUGUGGGGUUUGGACAGGGUAACCUUCAGGAGAAUAAUUGUAAAAAAUAAUGCCAAAAAGAGAAAAAUGUAUGAAAGCUUUAUUGAGUCACUGCCAUUCCUUAAAUCUUUGGAAGUUUCUGAACGCCUGAAAGUGGUAGAUGUCAUAGGCACCAAAGUAUACAACGAUGGAGAACAAAUCAUUGCUCAGGGAGAUCUGGCAGAUUCUUUUUUCAUUGUAGAAUCUGGUGAAGUGAAAAUCACUAUGAAAAGGAAGGGCAAAUCCGAGGUGGAAGAGAAUGGCGCAGUAGAAAUUGCUCGGUGUUCCCGGGGACAGUACUUUGGAGAACUUGCUCUGGUCACUAACAAACCCCGAGCAGCUUCGGCGCACGCCAUCGGGACCGUCAAAUGUUUAGCCAUGGAUGUGCAAGCAUUUGAAAGGCUUUUGGGACCUUGCAUGGAAAUUAUGAAAAGGAACAUUGCCACUUACGAAGAACAAUUAGUUGCCCUGUUUGGAACUAACAUGGAUAUUGUUGAACCCACUGCAUGAAGCAAAAGUAUGGAACAAGACCUAUAGUGACAAAAUUACACAGUAGUGGUUAGUCCACUGAGAAUGUGUUUGUGUAGAUGCCAAGCAUUUUCUGUGAUUUCAGGUUUUUUCCUUUUUUUACAUUUACAACGUAUCAGUAAGCGGAGUAGUGAUUUAAUACUCUAUAGGCUUUAACAUCACUUUCUAAAGAAUAGAUCAAAACAAUAUUGACAUACUGAUGAAAUGACUUUGUACUCCACAAAAUUAUGAUCUCAGUGAGAGGUUUAUUCAAAUGAUUGUAAUAUAUUGAAAGUAUCUGUGUGCAAGAAGAUAAUUGAAGGGUGUUACCAUGGGCAACAUGUGUUCAUGUGGACUCUCUCGGAUUGCUGUGUUAGUGACUAUGCCCAUGUAAAAGGGAACUUGGCAGUGAACCAUGCUCUACAGCAUGGCAUCACAUUCUUUUUACAACUCGCUAUAUAUAUAGUAAGUACAAUUUUAAUCAUUUUUGUUUUCAAGUUUUUCUGGCUUGAUAAGUUAUGUGCUGGCCUUGGACUAUGGCAUAAAACAUCAUAUGCAAUUUUAAAACCUUUUAUAUUUUUGCAAUAAAGUACGUUUUGACUUCUUUGGCCUAACGUCAGUAACCUACAUGUUCCAGUGGUUUUAAGGACGGGCAAUGUAGUCAUUAUGAUAAUAGGGAAGAGUCUUUUUUAGAGGAGAGAUCAUUAACACAGUUUCCUCAUAAAACAUAUAUCUACUUCCUUUUUUCAUUGUAUAGUUCUCUGUACUCUUAAAAAAUUUGAGUUCGACAUUUAA